AUGCAAUGCAGGCUUCUGUUUUUAAAAGGAAAAGAAAGGAAAGGAGAGGAGUCUCCCACUUGGGAGAAAUCAGGAAGCAGGGACGGCUAGCCAUCAGGAAUUUGGGAGCAUUCCCGAGGGAUGAUAAGGAUUCGGAACAUACAGAUGGAAAAUUAGAAGAAAAAGCUGUGGAUGGUGAUUUUGAUAUAAUUUCUUUAAAGAAACAUCUUUUUCAAGAUAUUUUUAUGGAGCAUCAAAAGAAUAAUAAACUACAAUUUGGCUACGUUUGUGAAAAUCCAAUGCAGUGGGAACAGAGGUUCGAGGAAAAGGAUUUUGCGGAAAAUCGACAUCGUGGAAAGGUGAAAUGGGGAAACAUUGAUGGUAGCUACGGUGAACACUAUUGGGACUUGAAUCAUAAAUGAUAAAUCACCUACAUAUCCUCGUCUUAUGUAACAUCCUUCCUUUUAAUAACUACACAGUCGAACCAGUAAAGAUACUUCAACAAAAUUUUUUCAUUAUAGGUACAAUAAAUAAAGGGUCAAACUCCUGUAAAUGAUUGUAGUUAUAAUCCUUAAUUAAGUAAAUUCAAACGACUUACGAUAAGAAGUGACUAUACUUUUUGUACCUGUUUGUAAUAUUUCAAUACGAUAUAAUUACUGUAUGUAACAUCCGUGUAGAUGCAGCAGAGCAAUUUGUA
Messenger RNA from Osmia bicornis bicornis, 676 nucleotides. RefSeq lists its product as uncharacterized. Lineage: Eukaryota; Metazoa; Arthropoda; Insecta; Hymenoptera; Megachilidae. The transcript is spliced from 4 exons. Bases 6 to 401 code for a protein of 131 amino acids. The record is from RefSeq and is a predicted model, not a curated record.